GUUCAUCCCGCACACGGAAGCUGAGAUGGGCUUGGUGGCAAAGGCCGCCGGUGUGCCUUUGGACCGUGUGCGCCGCCGGGCCAGUGAGCUGCAAGAGGCCAAUCCCAUGCUUGGCCACCGAGGUUGCCGUCUGGCCAUUACCUAUCCGGAAAUCUGCGAGAUGCAGGCUCGGGCCAUCUUCGAGGCAGCAGCAGAGGUCGGCCGCAGCGCCAAGAAGACACCGGUGGCUGAGGUCAUGGUACCUUUGGUGUCCACCUUGGAGGAGCUGGUUCAGCUGAAGAAGGUGAUCGAAGCAACGGCCCAGCAGGUUCAGAAGGAGCAGGGCGUGAAUUUCACAUACCGCGUUGGAACUAUGGUGGAGCUACCCCGAGCUGCACUGCAAGCAGGCCGCCUCGCAGAGCAAGCGGAGUUCUUCAGCUUUGGUACCAACGAUCUGACCCAGACUACAUAUGGCCUAAGCCGGGAUGAUGCAGGAGCCUUCCUGCCUGAGUACAAGGCAAAGGGUAUCGUCGAGCAGGAUCCCUUUGUGAGCCUGGAUCAGGAGAGGAU
Symbiodinium pilosum is the source of this 549-nucleotide messenger RNA. The record is from the annotation of a GenBank genome assembly. NCBI's taxonomy places the organism in Eukaryota, Dinophyceae, Suessiales, Symbiodiniaceae.